This is a messenger RNA of Chara braunii, 548 nucleotides long. The record is from the annotation of a GenBank genome assembly. Lineage: Eukaryota; Viridiplantae; Streptophyta; Charophyceae; Charales; Characeae.
CUAAGUAGGUGGCGGCAUUCAACGCUGUCACGCGCACGAUUGUUGACAGUGGCUUUUGGGAUGAGGUUGAUAGAGCAAUUGCUGUCAUGGAGCCCAUAGUCAAGUUGCUGCGUUUGGUGGAGGAUCUCGGAGUGACUGUCAGCAAAGUGUACUUCGGCAUGCGCGAGAUCGUGGCACAAAUGGGGAUCCUCGACUGUCUGACGCAUGACGAAAAGGCAGCGGUGGAGAACAUUCUCAUGGACCGGUGGGCGUUCUUGAUAUCCGAGUUGCAUUGCGCUGCAGCCUUUCUCGAUCUGGAGUAUCAGUCGCUGACCUUGCGGGACACGGAGAUCCGCGAGGGUUUCAACAUCUGCCUCUAUUCUUGGGUACCACCGGAGCUAUUGAAAGAAAUCAGCAAGCAAGUCGACUUUUGGGUCUGCGGAUUAGGCACAUUCGGGACACAGAWUGCAAAGGAGCAGGUUAAAGUGCAAACACCAGCACUCUUGUGGGAGGCGUUUGGGGGAUCAUUGGACCUCCUCCAACCGCAGACCAUCAAGCUUCUCGGCCAG